ACAGGGGGGUGGAGGACACUGAAUGGAGGCCAGUGGAGGGAAUGACAGAGAGGGGUGGAGGACACUGAGUGGAGGCCAGUGGAGGGAUUGGCAGGGGGGGUGGAGGACACUGAGUGGAGGCCAGUGGAGGGAUGAAUGGAGGCCAGUGGAGGGAUUGGCAGGGGGGGUGGAGGACACUGAGUGGAGGCCAGUGGAGGGAAUGACAGAGGGGGGUGGAGGACACUGAAUGGAGGCCAGUGGAGGGAUUGGCAGGGGGGGUGGAGGACACUGAGUGGAGGCCAGUGGAGGGAAUGACAGAGGGGAGUGGAGGUCAGUGGAGGGAAUGACA
Staurois parvus is the source of this 328-nucleotide messenger RNA. Lineage: Eukaryota; Metazoa; Chordata; Amphibia; Anura; Ranidae. The record is from the annotation of a GenBank genome assembly.